AUGCCUUGCGGCGAUGGCUGCGUCGGCUGCCGUGUGCAGAGACGAAGCGGCACGUCGGCAACUUUCUUUCCGUCUAUCGUGUGCGACCCAGCGCCGAAGCAGAUGGAAACAGCGACGACGACGGGGCGGACGAGCCGUUCGUGUUGGCUCCGGAGCAACUACCGGGAGCACUUCGCACACAACUGCCCGCGCACUCGCACCGCAGCGGCCCCGCCCACAACGACGAUCGCGCCCAUCGCGUCGAAGGCAGUGCAGCAAGCCGACGCACUGUGGUCGACGCCGAUGUCGCCGGAUGUGUCGGGGCGCACGCCACCGAACGCGUACGCAGACCUGUCGGCAGACGCAGUGCGCAAGGCAGCGCGGGCCCACCCAACCAAGCAACACGCCAUGGCCGCGCCGAAGGAACAGGUCGCCGCGGUGCAGACCACGCCUGACGAGACUGAGGAGGCCGUGCAAACGUGGCUCGCCGAGUUGACGGGCAAGGACGAUUGCAAUGCCGAACAAGCAAGUUUGUGUACGAAGCUUGGCAUGCGUAUCCUGCAAGAGCUCCACGACAGCCAGUUAGAACCCGGUACGCCUUGCUCGCAACCACUGCGCUGGGUGCUACACGGCGGCCCCGGCACCGGAAAAUCGCAUACGCUCAAAAUGGCGCGGAAGGAGUUAUUCGAACAGAGGUUGGGUUGGACACAUGGAAUACGCUUUCAAGUCGUCAGCUUUCAAGCGGUCAUGGCAGAACUCUUAGAAGGAGACACCAUACAUCAUGCAUUGGGCUUAGACUGGGCAGGGGAAAGGAACCAGAAUCUGCUGCGUACGUUGCAGCGCGCGCGACAAACCUUGCAAUGGCGAUGGUUAAUUUUAGACGAAUUCAGCGUGGUAAGCGCAGAACUACUGGCGCAGCUGGAACACCGCUGUCGCGAAAUCAUGCGAGACCUCAGCCUGGCCAAAUCUUUCGGUGGCCUGAAUGUGAACCUUUGUCGGAGAUGUUCCAUGGGACCUGCUCACAGGGAAGAAAAAGGCGAAGCAAGCGCGACUGCCUUGCAUGGUCAGACGCUACUCUGGGGCGGGCCAACGGUUGGCAUGCAAGGGCUCACGGAGCUCGUCCGCUGCGAACGGACAGGCGACGCAUGGCUCACAGAAGUCCAAGAGCAACUGCGCCGGGGGGAGCUCUCCGAGGACAGCCACGCUUUCCUGCACGGGAACGUGACCUCUGUGCCGGGAAGCUGGACGCUGGGACGCCCGGCAUGCGGGACGCCUGCGUGCGCAGCAUUGGUGGGUCAGAGCCCCGACACGAUUCGUCGGCGUGAGCGUGCAGUGUUCCAGAAGGCUUUUGCAGACCCCGCAGCCAUCUUUGCCACGAAUGACGUGAAGUACCACGUGAACAAACGUGCUCUCAGCUGGGCAGCGGAACAUAAGGUAGUCGCGCACAUAGCAGUGGCCCGGGACGUGGCCUCGGCAACUGUCUUGCAAGACAAAAUGGACAUUGCCACGGAAAAGAUGCAGUGGCUGCAAGGACACGACCAGGAGUGCGGGGGUCUGUACGGCCUGUUACCUUUGUGUAUCGCGCGCGCGACCGACCAUUUAGAUCGGCAACGUGGUAUUUUGAAAGGCUGCCAAGGAAUCGUGGUUGGGUGGUCGUCACCUUCAGAGGAAGUCACUGGCGAUGGUGUGGCUCUCUGGAACAAAUUGCCCGAAGUCGUGUACAUCAAGUUUUACACCGCCACGAACUGGCACGUUAGUGGGAUGCCAGACGCCAAUGUGUAUCCGGUGGCGCCAUGCAAAAGAGUGUGGUUCCUGGAUCGCCACAAGAAAUACCCGCAACAGUUGCGUGUUUGGCGAACGCAAUUUCCGGUCGCUCCAGCAUUUGCUAUCACGGCACAUGUUGCGCAGGGGCAGACCAUUAUAGAGGGCGUCAUGACCGAUUUGAACAUCGGACUCGGCCGUAAUCCCUUUACAGCGUAUGUUGCUUUCACACGUGUCCCCGGUCGAGAGAAGCUCUUACUGUUUCGCCCAUUCGACGCGAAGCCAUUCCAGCGCGGUAUCGGCGUUGGUCGGGAGCUCUUGCUGCGACAUCUCCGCGGCGAAACGAUAGAUUGGACCGCGCUUUUGAACAAAUACUGCGAAGAGCGGCAGUGCUGCAUUUGCCAGCAACGCAAGCAAAAGGGGGCCUUUACCACAGGGCAAUGGAAACGCGACGACGCGGACCGAGUUUGUCGUGAGUGCGGCCAACGCUAUGCGGAAGCCGGCACGCCAUGGCAGUGCCAUAUUCUGCAAAGUCUGGCACGCCGAAGUCAAUUUUCCGCAGAAGUAUCACCGACCGCAGUGCAGCUUUUAUCGAGCGUGGUUGGUGGCAAUGUGGCACCUGUGGUGUGCGAAAGGCACGCGGAGAGUUUAGUGCGUGGCGCCAGCGCCACCGAUGGAAAGAAGAUGGGACGCAGAUGUGUAAUGGGUGCAAGGCGCUACAAUUCGUGUGCCGCUUCGCCGCCCGGACCAAUCAGAGAUUGGCCCGUCUUCGCGCCCGCGCAGGACAAGAGCAGUUACGAUGUUUGUUGGUGCCCGGGCAUGGUGUGGACACCGAUGUCGUUGAGCGGUGUGUAA
Molecule: messenger RNA, 2595 nt
Organism: Durusdinium trenchii
Lineage: Eukaryota; Dinophyceae; Suessiales; Symbiodiniaceae
Source: the annotation of a GenBank genome assembly